This is a messenger RNA of Colletotrichum scovillei, 1791 nucleotides long. RefSeq names its product Mch2p. Lineage: Eukaryota; Fungi; Ascomycota; Sordariomycetes; Glomerellales; Glomerellaceae. The record is from RefSeq and is a predicted model, not a curated record. The transcript is spliced from 6 exons. Gene Ontology annotation, cellular component: fungal-type vacuole membrane. Gene Ontology annotation, biological process: transmembrane transport. The coding region runs from base 313 to 1683 and encodes 456 amino acids. Gene Ontology annotation, molecular function: transmembrane transporter activity.
CGUCUCGGUUCGCGCCGGGCUUAGCGGCAGACUUAGCGUCUUCGGCUAAGCAUAACAAGACUCAUGGCAUGUUGGAUUGAUCUUUCGUCUAUGUUUGCCAAGUCAGGAAGCCCAACAAUCAAGCUUACGUAUACGUGUAAGCACGACCAACUUUGGGGUUCCAAUCCCGCCUCCUACAUACCUUCUCUCACACCUAAUUAGUCGAUUUCCAGGAAUACCAGCACCUACAACAAUCGGGAGUGGCAGUCUUCGUGCUGCUUUCUACACCAUCCCUCUCGUCUUUUCCGCACCCGAAUCGACUUUUGCACAACGAUGAUCUCGAGUGAGCCGGAGAGGCAGGCACCGCUGCCAAAUGAGAAGUCGGUGAACACGGGACCAGUCUUGGUGCCCGACUCUGCCUCACUUAGUGAAGAGCAGCAUGAUAGCAAUGAGAAUCUACCCCCUCGAGACAGUGGAAGAGCAGCUUGGACGAGUCUCAUUGCUAUCUCCGUCAUUGCAAUGGCAACCUGGGGCUUCGGAGCCACUCAGGGUGUAUUUCGAGAAUACUACUUCAAGACUCCUCCUCUACAAGGGAAUCAAUUAGUCGCUUCUACAGGCCUGUUAGUGGUGGGCCUUUUGCAAACUCUGCCGCCGUUUCUACUCAAGAUCAUCACAGCCUACCCUCACUAUAGACGCUACAUGAUGUGGAGUGGUAUGGUGCUAGUGGUAGCAUCUUCAAUUGGCGCUGCUUUCUCGACUACUGCUGUGCAGGUCAUCAUGACACAAGGGCUCAUGUAUGGAUUCUCGAGCGGCCUUCUCUUCGCACCUUGCUUAAGCUUCGUGGACGAGUGGUUCCUCAAGCGUCGUGGUCUUGCCAACGGCAUAUUUUUCGGAGCCCCUAACAUCGCGGCUGCCGGUCUUUCUCCAAUAUUUUCCGUUCUGCUGAAGCGCUUCGGGCCUCGUACAACCCUGAUUGGAUGGGCCGUGUUUACAGCAGUGAUCAUAUCACUUGGCAUUAUCUUCGUUUGCCCUCGACGUACAAGUAAAUCAGAAAUGGAGGCUGCAGCUCGACAAUCAUCGUCAACUACUAGAGUGUUCAGAAAGCCAGUGUUUUGGCUCUUUGUUCUUUCCAUGACGCUGCAAAGUCUGGCAAACAAUUUACCGGCAAACUACCUGCCCAGUUACGCCACGGACCUGGGUGUCUCGCCGGAGAAAGGCGCCUUGUUGGUCACAUUCCUGUCGCUGUUUGGGAUCAUCGGUCAAAUCUCACUGGGAGCCUUGACAGAUGCGAUCGGACCUUUGAUACCCAUGCUGCUAAGCACCCUCGUCAGCAGCUUUGCGGUCUUCGUUGUAUGGGGAUUGGGUAGAUACUACUGGAAUAUGGUGAUCACUUCGAUCUUAUUUGGGGCAUUUGCCUUUAGCUUCAUGGUUCUACGAAGCCACAUGGCGGCAAUUGCGGUCGAUGAUCCUGAGCGGCCGGCCGAGGAACUCUUCGUAUCCGGCAUCCUCCUAUUUACCAGAGGUGUUAUAGGUGUGGCGUCAGGCUACAUAGCUGCGGCUGUUCUUCAAAACAGCGAGAGUAUUGGAGUACAGCCUGGGUACGGUGCUGGAAAGUGGCGAUCAUUCAUCAUUCUCCUAGGGACGACAAUGACCGCAGCUACCCUAGGAGCCUUUGGUCUAUUAAAAAAACGGAAGACAGCUUGAAAACUUGUAAUUUCCUCCCCAACGAUCAGUAUAUCAGAUCAAUUCAAGCAUCAGUAGAUAUACUUGAAAGUGGAAUUUGAAGCCUGCCUUUGCAAUGGGUGCUCAUAG